AUGCGCCGAAUAGCAACCCCCGCUAACCACCACCGUCCAGACGCCCCCCUCGGCCUCGUCGGCCUCAUCCUUAUGGGCACGUCCCUCCUCUUCCUCUUCUUCAUCAUCCUCGCCGGUGUCUCCACCUCAACGCCCUUCAACAAGACCUACUUCCUACGCGCCGACACCUCGGGCAUCGACGGCGCCCACGACGUCUCCCAGUGGACCUACUUCUACGUCUGCGGCGAGGGCAACACCGAUUGCGGCAAGGCCACCGCCGCGCUGCCCUUUGGUCACGCCUGGAACAGUAACGCCAAUAACGUGCCCGCCGGCAUCGCCGGCUCCCACUCCGGUACCAACAACAAGUUCUACCUGCUCUCCCGCUUCGGAUGGGUCUUCCUGCUGCUCGCCCUCUUCUUCGGCACCCUCACCUUUUUCAGCAGCUUCCUGGCCUGCUGCGGUCGUCUGGGCUCGGCCAUUGCUACCUUUGUCAGCUUCUUCGCCCUGCUCUGCCACGCCGUUGCCUCGUCUCUCCUCACUGCUACCUAUGCCCUCGCCCAGAAGAAGUUCAAAGCCGACAACCGCAGCGCCAAGCUCGGCACCUAUGGACUCGGCUUCCUCUGGGGCUCCUUUGCCGCCCUGCUCAUCUCUGUCGUCGUCUUCUCUGCCGGUAUUCGCAAGGACCGCAGCAACCCCAGCGCUGGCGGCGGUCGUGGUCGCUUCUGGCGCCGCAAGAGCACUCGCAGCUACGAGGGCCGCCGCGUCAAGGACGAGUACAGCUAA
This is a messenger RNA of Cordyceps fumosorosea ARSEF 2679, 762 nucleotides long. Its product is annotated as Actin cortical patch SUR7/pH-response regulator PalI. Gene Ontology annotation, cellular component: cell cortex; membrane raft; plasma membrane. Gene Ontology annotation, biological process: septin cytoskeleton organization; endocytosis; cortical actin cytoskeleton organization. The record is from RefSeq and is a predicted model, not a curated record. The coding region runs from base 1 to 762 and encodes 253 amino acids. The transcript has 2 exons. Lineage: Eukaryota; Fungi; Ascomycota; Sordariomycetes; Hypocreales; Cordycipitaceae.